GCCCUACAGCUUGCAGGCAUACAGCAUCCAAGCUGCCAAAAGUUCGCAGUCGCAGGAAAACAAAUGCAGCCCUUGGGCACAAGAAAUUGCAUCCUCGAUUCAUCCCAAAUUACCCCCCUUCACCCCUCCAUCUUCUGCACACAACAACCCAUUCUGUGUGACACCCUUCAGCGGGUUUAUCAGGGGUUAUCCGCCCUCGACUGUCAUCUGAUUGGUGCUUGGCCAGUGCUUGGCCCGUUCUUGGGGACAUGGACUCAUGGGGAUCCUUUUCACCUUUGGCCUUGGCCCUGGCCUCGAACUGUUUGCUUUGCUUUUGCUUCUUGGGAGACUUCCAAAUCCAUGCCAAGUUGCCAGACUUGGCUCUGCAGUCUACGGAUACACUUCCAAGCGGCACAGAAGAAGUGAAAAAAAUCUCAAGAGAUUACGCUCUACAGAAGCGACCCUUGGCGGAUUCUUGUGUAAAAAACACUGCAGUCUCUUUUCUUCCUCACAAGCCUCGACUCCUACACAUAACCAGGCACUCUCACUCUUCCUUUCUUCCUCGACGGGCCUCGUCAUCCUCCAGGUGCCACCCCGCAAAAGGCCCGUGGGCUCUUGCAGCGAACUGGAAUGGCAUGGCCCUGGCUGGCGGGUGCCCGCGUCACUGGCAGCGGGAGGCCCGGUUGGGAUCUCCCCGAUCCUUUUCCCCCUCCCCUCUGCUCGCUCCCCUUUUGCCUUUUGACCGCAAACGGAAUGGGCCACGAUCUCAAUUCCUAGUAGGGGAGACGAUGCCACCGAGUCCUUGCAGGGGGGAGAGGUCGCCAGUAACGCCCGAAUUUCUGGAUUUUCAUGACACCGAGUGACAUUGAUGGGCGAUUCGACGUUUUUAUUGAUUACCUUCUCUACCGUCAAACCUCGCACACGUACACAGUAAAACACCACGUGAAUGAAUGUACUCAUAAUGAUGGGGGCGAUA
Messenger RNA from Colletotrichum acutatum, 955 nucleotides. RefSeq lists its product as uncharacterized. Lineage: Eukaryota; Fungi; Ascomycota; Sordariomycetes; Glomerellales; Glomerellaceae. Bases 249 to 842 code for a protein of 197 amino acids. The transcript has a single exon. The record is from RefSeq and is a predicted model, not a curated record.